CAGAGCACAGAUGAAGAAGAAAUGACCAUGAAUGAGGAGAUUGAGGAGGAGGAUCGUGAGAACUUCAAAAAGUAUGCAAAGAGUAAAAGAACCAUGAAAGGCGGGAAGCAGAAAUCCCUGAGCAACUUCUCAAGUGGGAACACAGUCUACUUAUUGAAGAAAAAUGCUGUCUUGAACACUGUACUUCCCAAGGAUUCAGAAGACUGUGAGUUGGAAGAGGAAGCUGAAGGGGAAAUGUAUGAGAUAGAAUGCCUCUUUGAAGAAGUUAGUCCGCUGGGCCCUGUGACAUCUUCCAAAGGAAGGAUUUAUCGCAAGGCUGACAGGAUCAUCAGGAUGCCACCUGAGUGCUCUCUCCCUCCCCAGCUUAUCGUGUGGCCCACCAGAAAUAAGUAUAGGGUAAAGCUUGGAGAAUAUAAGAGCAUCCCUACGGUAUGCAACGUGACAGGACAGGAUGGCAGGUUCCGAGGGGAACGUACCAUGGCCAAGCAGGAGGGACUGGAGUCCAAGACAGCCUCCCACAAGCCCUGGCAAUGUAACUGUGAGAGAUGGAAAACCGAGCUACCUUACAAAGUUUCAAACAGAUUUGAGGCAGGUGCUGUAAAGCUUAGGAAACAGACAGAAGGUACAGAGGAAACAGAUUGCUGUGUUCCAGCUACAUAGAAGAGCUAAACAGUACAUCAUCAUGAUGGCUUAGAACACAGGAUCGUCCCUUGAUUUGAACUGAGAAAGCAGUUAUACGAACAAAAAGAAAAUGUCAUUCUAAAGCCUUUGGAAUUAAAAGAACUGAAACAGCAAAUAAAUUCAAUUGCAUGUGUGUGAUUCUCAAGCAUUUUCUUCCCCUCUCAAAAUGGCCACAUCACUGGUAACACCACCAAAGGGUUGGAUCGUUCAUGAAUACUUCUGCCAGGUGUAUUACUGUCUGGUAAUCUCCCGGGAACUUUAAAUAUGGGGAAAGGAUGGUGAGUUGAGGACAGAAUAAAAAAGAUGAAGGAUUCCCCAUCAUCACCUCCCU
Molecule: messenger RNA, 1012 nt
Organism: Ailuropoda melanoleuca (giant panda)
Lineage: Eukaryota; Metazoa; Chordata; Mammalia; Carnivora; Ursidae
Exons: 3
Coding region: 22-660 (212 amino acids)
Source: RefSeq, a predicted model, not a curated record